Ilex paraguariensis (yerba mate) is the source of this 312-nucleotide messenger RNA. The record is from the annotation of a GenBank genome assembly. Lineage: Eukaryota; Viridiplantae; Streptophyta; Magnoliopsida; Aquifoliales; Aquifoliaceae.
AUGACAGUCUCUAGUGAAGAAGAAAGAACAAGAGGAGGAAGAAGACGACACGCUACAGCUAGAAUUGCCCUUUUCUUCUUCUUUAUAGUCUUAAUUUUCUCUCAGUUAUUUUCAUCUUUUGCUCAGAAUGAUAAAGUUGGCGGGUCCGGUCAGUCUCCGGCAAGAAAAACCAGGGUUUUCGGGACAGUUCCAGUUCAUGCAGCUUCCAUUCCUCCAACCCAUCUUUCCGGCACCGACGACGAUGAUUCCGACGACAUAUAUGAUGAUGACAAGAGGAUAGUUCAUACAGGUCCCAAUCCUCUUCACAACUAG